AUGGCCACAAGUUGUUCUUCCUCUAAUGCAAUUACCCCGGCGCCAUCGCAGAAAUACGAGGUUUUUCUUAGUUUCAGAGGCGAAGACACUCGCUAUGGUUUUGUUAGCCACUUAUACGCCGCUUUAUGCCGGAAGAAAAUCAAGACUUACGUCGAUGACAAGAGUCUUGAGAGAGGAAAUGAAAUUUCAUAUUCACUUGCGCAAGCAAUUAAGGAAUCAAACGUUGCUGUGAUUAUUCUCUCAGAAAACUAUGCUUCUUCCUCGUGGUGCUUGGAUGAGCUUCUUCAAAUACUAGAAUGCAAAGAAAGAUACGGCCAAACUGUUAUUCCAGUGUUUUACCAUGUAGAACCAACGCAUAUACGCAAACAACAAGGGAGAUUUGGCAAGGCUUUCUCUCUACUUGAAAAACGUUUUAAGAAAAAAGGAGACCAAGUGAACCAGUGGAAGAUUGCUUUAUCAACAAUAGCAGCUCUAUCUGGAUGGGAUUCGAGUGUCGUCAGGCAGGAGAACGAGAACCUGAUGGUCAACCCAAUGGAAGCCCAACCUUCGUCUAGCCCAUGGACCAAGCUGUCAAAGGCCCAGCCCGUGUAA
Molecule: messenger RNA, 591 nt
Organism: Morus notabilis
Lineage: Eukaryota; Viridiplantae; Streptophyta; Magnoliopsida; Rosales; Moraceae
Product: toll/interleukin-1 receptor-like protein
Exons: 2
Coding region: 1-591 (196 amino acids)
Biological process (GO): signal transduction
Source: RefSeq, a predicted model, not a curated record